ACUGUUCAGCGCACUGACAUUUAAAUGGUAGGGGUGGCUACGCAACAAGCAGCAUGGAUGAUUUCAGUAGCUACAUACUAAUCGUCAGACCGACCCUGCCUGAGAACAGUGACAAUAUUCCGAGGAUUGGAAUGCCUGAAAAACAGGGUCACUUUGGGGAGCGGGCUGCCUGGAGCACCUCAAAGACUGCCAAGGAUAAGAGUAACAGUGCCACCCUGCGGGCAUCCCAGGGUGGCACCCACAGGGAACAAUAUGGAAUGGGUGACAUGAGCAACCACUCAGAGAAGGACGCCGAAAAAGACUCAGGAUACUCAGAGGCUGGUUCAGACUCUGUGCAGACUGAUGUAGACGACCAGAUCAGCAGUGUGAGCAAACCUCACAGGGAAAGCAGCAAAAGCUUGAACAACAACACCAGUGUGAAUACUGCAGGCCACAAUAUGCCUCCUUAUGAGGAGCUCACCCCCUGUUGCGUCAUCAAAAACCUGGUGGUCAAGCCGUCUAGACUGGAGGAGCUUCUGCAUGGUCCCCUGGUGUGGGGUGGAGGUUGGCACAGCCUUACCAAUCCUACAGCGCCCAGCCAGCUGUUACUGAUUCAACAGCCAACAAUACCUGCUACUUUCUCCUCUACCUCGACUCAUUCAUCCAGUCUAGCUGCACCACAAGUUCAAGUAAAGAGAGGACACAGCCGCAGCAACCAGAACCACAGCAGCAAGGACUCAUACCUGCCCAUCCUGAAUUCUUACCCUCGAAUUGCCCCCCAUCCCAGUAAGGAGAGCCAUGAGGGAAAGGGUGCCACAAGGGUGGAGGGGGUCAAGAGUGGCAGUGAAGGCCAAAGCCAGAGCAAGAGAGUGUGCAUUGAGGAAGAGAACAUUGAGGAAGAGAAGAGAGAGUCUGUACCUACCACCAGUCGCCUCCUGAAGCCCCAGAAGCAUCAGAAUGAGGGUAGGGUCCAUCCCAACUGCCAGUGUAAAGGCAGAGGAGGGCACAGCUCUUUCCCCAGUUCAUCUCAGUGCCUGUUGCCCAGCCAUGCCUCCUCAACCACCCAGCACAUGGCCCACCAAUGCCAACAAAGCUCGGGCUCUGACAGCGCAGGCUCACCCUCCGUCUCUCCACCUUCUUCCUCCAACUCCCCCCCAAUCUUCUCUCUUCCCUCUUCAUCUCCCUCUUCCUCCACGGCUCACAGCCCAUGUCAACUGGCUCCAGGCAGCUCACCCACACACCAUCGACGUUUCCUCAACACAGCUGAGAUCUUGAACCAGUCAGGCCUGCUGGCCAUCACACUACGCACCAAGGAGCUGCUGAAGCAGAACGCCGCCACCGAGAGAGAAAUUGCCCAGCUUCAUCAGCACACUCAUUUCCUGUGCCAGGUAGCCCAGGCCAGCCGGAACGGGUGCAACAAAGGUUCAGAUAGCCUUGACAAAGUCCUCCUGGCCAUGAAUAAGUCAGGCUGCUACCCAAACUUAGACUUAAAUCAACUGAAAGUGCUCAGUAGCAACCAUCAGACCAAUACUAGAGGUGAGAAUGACAAAGAGACAGAAAACAACAUUGAAAUCAUCAAGACAUACAACAACCCACUGCAGGCGGGGUCUUUACACAACAUAGCUGAUGGAACAUCACCACCCUCUCCACUGUUUGCCCCCUCGCCAGACACAGAUCCAUGCACAUGCUUCUGGAUCUAAUGUCCACCUCCCUGUCUGAUUCUUUUCCCAGGUCUGUACCUAAACAGUGAUGCAGAAAAGUAGUCGUGGACCAGGACUUAAGUGAUCUCACUAUUUCACCAGAAAGUUCAGCACACAAUAACUAUCUCUUCUAGCUUCCUGGAUCUGUAAUGACUGGUAGGGUAACAUGUGGACCUAGCAAUACAGGAGAGCAUGAGUUUUGUUUGAAUUGUGCAAAAUGCCGGAGUAAAACAGAAUAUGGCUAGUUGAAAUGAUGAUUUUCAUAUUUACACACAUAGUUUAAAGUUGAACAUGAUUGAUCUAUUUUCAUACUGAUUUGCUGAUUCCAGGUGUCUAUUUUUCAUCUGUAUUUUUGCCUUUGUGGACAGACCUGUCAUUCAGGUGCUCACAUUCACAGUCAGCAAUGGAUGUCCAAUGUGUCCAAUAUGUUACAAGAAGCAGUCAGACAACUGAAACAUGCUUAUAGAGAAAUAUGCCUGUUAGUGAGUGUGUGAUUUGCCUAGAAACUUUUCAGUCAGCAGCUAUACUUGAUUGGAGCAGAGUUAUGGGGGAGGGGCAUUAUGGUUCCAUGUCAGUGUUAGUCAGGUAGAGAGAGCUGAGCUCGUUCUCUUAAUACAUCGAUGAUGGAGCUAAUGAGAGACGCAAGCGAGUCAAGCCUUGUGCACCAGA
Messenger RNA from Perca flavescens (yellow perch), 2348 nucleotides. Its product is annotated as CLOCK-interacting pacemaker. Gene Ontology annotation, biological process: negative regulation of DNA-templated transcription; negative regulation of circadian rhythm. The transcript is spliced from 4 exons. NCBI's taxonomy places the organism in Eukaryota, Metazoa, Chordata, Actinopteri, Perciformes, Percidae. The record is from RefSeq and is a predicted model, not a curated record. Gene Ontology annotation, cellular component: nucleus. The coding region runs from base 54 to 1679 and encodes 541 amino acids.